GCCGGCCCGCGGCGGAUGGAUACAGGCGGGGUGCGAGGCCCUUCCUGUGUGCAGUCGCCUUUAAGUGGGCGCGGCCGGCGGGCGGGUUGCAGUCGCGACGCCGCUUCGGAGUACUUGCACGCAGAACGCUGGUCGGGUCUCCACACAAUGGCUUGCACCUGGGACGGUUACAUUAGCAAUCUCAUGAAGGCUGAAGGUGCCAAGGAUGCUGUUAUCGUGGGCACCGAACCUUUCUCAGUGUGGGCCGCGUAUGAAGGCGGCAACCUCAAAAACAUCCAGGAAGAACAGGUCAAACCACUACUGGCAAACGAUACAGCCAGCAUUUUCACUCAUGGGGUAACCUUGGGAGCCAAGAAGUGUGCCAUGAUAAGAAAUGAAAUACAACUGACUGGCUAUGCAGAUUUGAAGGUCAAGUCCUCAUGCGAUGACGAAAAACAUUGUAUUGCUGUGGCCAAGACUCAAAAGGCAAUAAUUAUACUGGAGGGCUCAAGUGGGCCAAGUUCAGGUGGUAAAGUAAAUAUGAAGACAUUCGAGUUGGCUGAGUACUUGAAACGGAGUGGUUUCUGAUGGCUUUGCUACAACCCGACUCUGCUCCUUGUAUCUUCAUGAGCUUGUCUACUGCAGUUACCCUUUUUAUACUACACUGAAAUGAAAGCAACAUCUUGUUCAGCUUUAAUGCAAUGUUACUCAAUGAUUCUUGGGGUUUAUUUCCAAUGAUUGCAAAUCUAAUGAGAACCACAAGUCAAAUGAUCUUUUAUGUCAAGUGCAGCUGGUGUCAAUAAAUCUCUAUCACCCACAGACAACUGGUUUAAUUUUUCUUUUGCCAAGAAAAUGCCCAGUGUCGACUGCACCCAUGAUUGCUGGGGUUGAGCCACUAGUAACCAACAUAAUGUUUGCAGGCCAUGAUCUGUAGAAAUUGGGAAAUGAGUUCAAGGGCUGUUGCCACUCGGAUGGGGCCACUUGCAGACUAUUGAGUUCAGUUCUGGUUGCCUCGUUACGUGAAGGAUGUUGAAGGUUUGAGAGAAUGCAGAGGAGAUUUACUGAGAUACUGCCUGCAUUAGAGAACAAGUUUACUGAAGAUGGGUUGAAUUGGCUAGGGCAUUUUCUCAUUGGGCAAGAGAGGAUGAAAGGUGGUCUGAUGGGGGUGUGGAAGAUCAGAAAUAGGUUUAAUAUCACAGGUAUAUGUCAAGAAAUUCAACUUUAUGACAGCAGUACAAUGCAAUACAUGAUAGAGAAAUGGAAACAAUUGCAGUAAGUAUUACAGUACCUAUAAAAAGUAUUCACCUCAAGUUUUCAUUUUUUAUUUUACAACUUUGAAUUAAAGUGCAUUUAAUUUGACUUUUUUUGAUGCCAAUCAACAGAAAAAACUCAUUCCAAGGUGAGAAAUGAUUUCUACAAUUUGGUAAAUUUAUUACAAUUAGUAAACAAAAUAACUGAUUUGCAUAAUUACUUGCCCCUUUCAAGUUAGUAUUUAGUAGAUGCACCUUUGCUAGCAAUUACAGCCUGAAUCUGUGGAGAGGUCUCUACCAACUUUGCACAUCUGGACACUGCAAUUUUUCUCGAAUUCUAUACAAAACCGCUCAAGCUCUAUUAGAUUACAUGGGGAUUGUGAGUGAAUAGCCCUCUUCAAAUCCAGCCUCAAAUUCUCAAUUGGAUUGAGUUUUGGACUCUUGACUUGGCCACUCCAGGAUAUUAACUUUGUUUUCAAACCAUUCCUGUGUCGCUUUGGCUUCAUGCUUGGGGUCAUUGUCUUUCUGGAAAACAAAUCUCUACUCCCAAGUCACAGUUCUCCUGCAGACUGCAUCAGGUUUACCUCCAGGAUUUCCCUGUAUGUUGCUGCAUUCAUUUUGCCUUCCAGAGCCUGCUGCAGUGAAACAUCCCCAUGGCAGGAUGCAGCCACCACCGUGCUUCACAGUAGGGAUAGAGUGUUUUUGAUGAUAUGCAGUGUUUGGCUUAUGCCAAGCAUAGUGUUUAGUUUGAUGGCCAAAAAGCUCAAUUUUGGUUUCAUCAGAUCAUAGAAUCUGCAGGCAGACUAGCUGAGAUUUCAUGUGAGUAGUUUUUCUUUUCAACAGUGGCCUUUCUCUUUGAAACAAAUUUGUGACUGGUGAAGUACCCAGGCAACAGAUGUAUGCACAGUCUCUCCCAUUCUAGCCACUGAAGCUUGUAACUUUUUCAGAGUGGUCAGGUUUCUUGGUGGCCUCCCUCAGUAGUCCCCUUUUUGCACAGUUGCUUUUUUUUAGGAUAGCCUGCUUGAUGCAGUUUUACAGAGUGCCAUAUUCUUUCCCUUUCUGGAUGGUUGACUUAACUAUUCCAAGGGAUAUUCAGAAACUUGGACACUUUCUUGUAUCCACCUCUUGAUUUGUGCUUAUCAAUAACCUUUUCACAGAAUUGUUUGGAGUAUUUUUUUCCUGGUAUGUUUUUGCCAGGAUACUGACUUGCCAGCAGUUGAACCUUCCAGACACAGGUGCAUACUUGUGCGAUCAAUUUAUUUUCUGUUUGAUAUUUGUAAUUCAUUUAUAUCACUGUAGAGAUCUGUUUUCACUUUGACAUGUGUUUUUUUUCUGUUGAUCAGUGCCAAAAAAGCCAAAUUGAACCUCACUGAAUUUAAUGUUGUAAAGCAAUUUAAAGAAAAAAAAACCUGAACUUUUGAGAGUGUGGGUAGGCACUAUGUUAAAUAAGUAGUGCAAAAAAUAUAAAUUAAGUGUUUAUGGGUUCAAUGUCCAUUCAGAAAUUGGAUACAGAGGGCAAGCUGUUCUGAAGUGUUGAGUAUGUGUCUUUACUUGUGUCUCCUUUGCUGAUGAUAGCAUUGAGAUGAGUGUGGUGGGGGUCUGGAUACUACAGAGGCUAGUGCCCAUGAUGGAGCUAACUACUUUUAAGAUUCUUUAGCUUACUUUGUUCCUGUGCAAUAGACUGCCCCACCCCAUAGCAGAUGGUGAUGCAGCUAGUUAGAAUGCUCCACUGAAGAUGCCAGCAAACAAUUGCUGGUGACAUCUUGUAGUCAAUCAUUUCAGCUUUUGUUUUCUACUUAUUUUUAUAUUAAUUUUGGUUUUGUAAGUCUGUAGUAUGAUCAAGUGAGCAUAGGCUGAGACAAGACGAGCCAUGAGCAACUACACUUCUUGACAUUUAAAGCAUUGUAGUAGAUUGAAAUAUGGAGGCAAAUGUGGGGAGUGAAUGGUUCUGAGAGAGGCUGCUGCUUCACUUCCUGAAGGGCCACUGAUUUGAGUUGCUGCCUUGGGGGGGGGGGGGGGAAGAGAGAGAGGGUUGCUGCAGGGUCCUGAUGCUUUCAGAUGUUAUCAAAAUACUUAGAUUUACGGAUUGAAAUGCAGUUUACAUUGGCCUCUUUCAGUUCUGUUCCUUUUUCAUGUUCUUGCUCAUUCUUUCUUGCUGAUUUCUGGGCUGGGGGCUUAGGUGAUCUGUUAGCUUUUGUGUGAAGGAGGGGUUGGGGGUGUUGGAUGUUUUUGUUUUCUGUGGGGAGAUUAAUUCUUUAAACUGCUUGUAUGGUUUUCUGUAUGGCUACCUGGAGGAUGUAGCCAGAGUUGUAUUCUGCAUAUAUACUUUGAUAAUAAAAUAAACCUUGAACCCCUCACGAUA
Molecule: messenger RNA, 3591 nt
Organism: Hypanus sabinus (Atlantic stingray)
Lineage: Eukaryota; Metazoa; Chordata; Chondrichthyes; Myliobatiformes; Dasyatidae
Product: profilin-1-like
Exons: 3
Coding region: 16-567 (183 amino acids)
Biological process (GO): regulation of actin filament polymerization; positive regulation of actin filament bundle assembly; actin cytoskeleton organization
Cellular component (GO): cytoplasm
Molecular function (GO): actin binding
Source: RefSeq, a predicted model, not a curated record